CAGUGUGUGUGUGCGUGUUGUUUAAUGCAUACAUAGGUACUGGGUUUUGGAUUACUUAGGUUGCUCCUAGAGGUUUGGCGCCGGUCUAGGGACUCUGUAAGCUUUAUUCAAGAUAGUGAAGUAGAACUUCUUGUUUAGAUUGUAAAUGGGAUACAAUUUCUAAAUAUGGCUGAGAAUUUGUUGGUACUUCUACUCAAAUUUAGUUCUAGUAUGCUAUGACAUAAUUCUUUGCUUUGAUAUUCUGCAGAGGAAAGCCUUCAAAGAAGUACUAUGUAGGGUGUUAGCGUUUUGCUUUUGCUUUUGCUUUUCCUGAAUGUGGUAAAGUGACUCCAUUUUUUAUGGAGACUUGAGAUGAAAACAAAAGAUUGUGACAAGAACACAAUUGUCAAGCAUUUGCUUCAGUUCAUGUUAUUAGGAAGUAGAGACCUCCGAUUUCGUUCCAGAACAAAAGAAUAAUGGCUGGAUCCCUUUUUGAUGUUCAUAGAGCAGAACCAUCUCAACAGCAGUCAGCUGCAACACCACCACUGGAUGUGCACAGGGCUGAGUCUUCUCAACAGCAUGUGAGAGCUCUCAAUACUCAAUUUGCCAGUUGGGUGCAAGCGCAACUGAAGAAUCACCCAGAUGAAAUUUGGGACAAUGGGGUUCGAGACUACCUCGCUCAUGCUUCAAACAUUAUGGAGAAGUUUAGUGAUGUUGUGAAGUGGCUCAAAACAAAUGCUGUAAAAGGAGGAACUGCUGCAGAUUCUUUUGGUGCUGAAAAGAAAAUAUUGCCUGAAGUAAACGGCAAGAAGAGUAAGCUAAUUCAAGGGAAAACUGAAUUUAUUUUACCAAGUACAAAUACAAGCUUUACUGCAUCAUGGAGCUCUGGUGUAUUCUCUAGCAAUCAAAGUUCUGGAGGAUUAUUCUCUAAUAGCCAAACCUCUGCAACAUUCUCCAGUAAUCAAAACUCUGAUGUAUUCUCCAAGAGUCAAAGCUCUGGAUUAUUCUCCAAGAGCCAGAGUUCUGGAUUAUUCUCCAACACUCAGAACUCAGCACUUUCCUCUGCCAAUCAAAGCACUGGAUUGUUCUCCACCAGUCCGAGCUUUGGGGGUUCUUUCACUAAUCAAAGUUCUGGAUUGUUCUCCAACAGUCAGAGGUCUGGACUAUCUUCUGGUAAUCAAAUCUCUGGAUUUUUUUCCAGCAAUCAAAGCGCAGGAUUGUUUUCCAGUACUUCGACCCCAACCUUGGCUGGGGGUCAAAACUUGGCUUCCACAAAUAAUAACACUUCGGAUGACGUCAAUGAUGAAAAUGAACCAAAGCAACCCAGCAGCCCAUCAGUCAAGAAGUGUGAAGAGAAGGGUAUUGUUGUAGUCCAUGAAGUCAAGUGCAAGCUGUAUGUCAAGUCAAGUGAUCCAGCAGAUAGAGACACAUGGAAAGACAAAGGUACCGGGCAGCUUUCUAUCAAAUGCAAAGAGGAUGUUGGCAAGGGUACAAAAGAAUCCAAACCAACAAUAGUUGUUCAAAAUGACGGGGGAAGAGUGUUGUUAAAUGCUUUGCUAUAUCCAGGAAUCAAGACAAAUACACAAAAGAACUCCCUUGUUGCAAUCUUUCAUACUGCGGGUGAUGAUGGUGGCAAUAGUGAUAAUGUUGUGGCACGCACCUUCUUAAUUAGGACAAAAACAGAGGAGGAUCGAAAUAAGUUAGCAACAGCAAUACUAGAAUAUGCUCCUGCAUCAUGAUAGUAAUUGUAUGACGUGAUUCUUAAAUUUUGCAGUGAUCAUCAGCUUGUUAGGAACUAUGCCAACUUGUUUUGGAAGCCAAAAAGAUAACUUGGGUCAAUUUUCAAUAGUUGGACCCCAUGAAUAUUGUAUUUAAAAUAGCUGUAUCAUGAGAGAAGAUUAAAGAAUGAAAAAAAGCUUUCCUCUUUAAUUUUAAAAUUGCAACUCUAUAUGGUGUGGUUUCUUGUUAAAUGUUGGAUAGCAGUUUCAUUUGUAAUUUUGGUGAA
Molecule: messenger RNA, 1984 nt
Organism: Manihot esculenta (cassava)
Lineage: Eukaryota; Viridiplantae; Streptophyta; Magnoliopsida; Malpighiales; Euphorbiaceae
Product: nucleoporin NUP100/NSP100
Exons: 9
Coding region: 456-1718 (420 amino acids)
Biological process (GO): intracellular transport
Source: RefSeq, a predicted model, not a curated record